Impatiens glandulifera is the source of this 621-nucleotide messenger RNA. RefSeq lists its product as uncharacterized. The record is from RefSeq and is a predicted model, not a curated record. NCBI's taxonomy places the organism in Eukaryota, Viridiplantae, Streptophyta, Magnoliopsida, Ericales, Balsaminaceae. The transcript has a single exon. The coding region runs from base 81 to 503 and encodes 140 amino acids.
CUCUCUAUAUAUCUUUGUGUUUAUUUACUUCAUUUGUGACUUGAGAAGAAGAAGAAGUAAACUACCCAUUUGCUUAAUCAAUGGAAGGUGUAUCAGUGAAGGUUUACAAGAGUCUGAAGGGCUACUGGACUAAAAGGCAUUACGAGCGCCUUGACUCCACCUCUUGCAGGCCUCCAGUUCAAGUUGCCACCGAAAUCGGCGAGGACCCGAUCCGGAAAAGACGGAAAUGGGGGAUUAAAAUCGGGCGGAAGAUAAAGAUCCGGUUCUCUCCCAAGACAUUUCUUAGGAGGAUGAGAGAUGCCUACAUGAAUUUCAUGCUUCGAUUUGCCAAUUCGGGUCUUAUAGGACCUGGUGGUUUAGGAGGAGAUGGUGUUUCUGGGUUCGGUUCUCGACCAAUAAAGGAGUACGAUGAGAAGAUUAUCAUUGAGAUCUACAAAUCUAUAUUAAAGCGCAGGGAUUCACCUAUGAUUGGGUCGCAGCAGAUGAUGGCCACAACAUUGUAAAAGUUGAAGGUUUGUCGGUCCAAACCCGAUAGUGUUGUUAAAUUUUGAAAUAAUUAAGGAUCUCUAAUGAGAAAAGAAACUGUCUUCAUCUAUAUGUAAUCACUUCUUGUUUCUAUUA